Molecule: messenger RNA, 1403 nt
Organism: Morus notabilis
Lineage: Eukaryota; Viridiplantae; Streptophyta; Magnoliopsida; Rosales; Moraceae
Product: E3 ubiquitin-protein ligase DIS1
Exons: 5
Coding region: 324-1241 (305 amino acids)
Biological process (GO): ubiquitin-dependent protein catabolic process; multicellular organism development
Cellular component (GO): cytoplasm
Molecular function (GO): zinc ion binding; protein binding; ubiquitin protein ligase activity
Source: RefSeq, a predicted model, not a curated record
CUUUAAUUUGAAAUUCCUCUGCUCGAAUACGCGUACUUGGUUUUUUAUUUUUUUUUAUUUUUUUGAUAAUCAACGAGACCUUUUGACCUUUAUUAUUUUUCAGUUCAUUACCGCUCUUUCAUUCAUAUUAAGACGGCCGUUCAUCCUCCAACUAUUUCUCUCUCCUAGGGAUUUCUCUCUCCUAGGUUUGGGGCUUUUGAUUCAACCAAGUCAAUGUCAUCUUAAGGAGCCGUGGCUGCUUGGUAGGAUUUUCGAAAGAAGUCCUGGAGGCAAACAGCAAAGUUCAAAAGAAGGUUUCUGAUAAAGUUGCCUGUUGUGUUUACAUGGCAUCUGGGAAUCCAUAUUUCGAAGACAUGCGCACCAAAUCUGAGGUUAUUGAUCCCCCUGAGUGUGAAGAUACAACCGAUGUGGGUGAAAGUGUGCAUGAUUCUGCUUCAAGUGCUGUAAAAUCUAAUGUAACCGUUUCUAGCAGUGUUCGUGAGCUAUUGGAGUGCCCCGUCUGUUUGAAUGCUAUGUAUCCUCCUAUUCAUCAGUGUUCAAAUGGCCACACAUUAUGUUCUGGUUGCAAGCCCAGAGUUCAUAAUCGGUGCCCCACCUGCAGGUAUGAGCUUGGGAAUAUUAGGUGUCUUGCUUUGGAGAAAGUGGCUGCAUCCCUCGAGCUUCCAUGUAAAUACCAGAGUUAUGGUUGCCUUGGUAUAUACCCUUAUUAUAGCAAGCUAAAGCAUGAAUCACAGUGCGUCUAUAGGCCGUAUAACUGUCCAUAUGCUGGAUCAGAAUGCACCGUCAUGGGUGAUAUUCCCUAUCUGGUGACUCAUUUAAAAGAUGAUCACAAAGUUGACAUGCAUAGUGGAAGCACUUUCAACCAUCGUUAUGUCAAAUCAAAUCCUCAGGAGGUUGAAAAUGCCACGUGGAUGCUAACGGUUUUUAGUUGUUUUGGCCAGUAUUUUUGUCUGCAUUUUGAGGCUUUCCAGCUUGGUAUGGCUCCCGUCUACAUAGCAUUCUUGCGGUUCAUGGGUGAUGAUAAUGAGGCAAAGAAUUACAGCUACAGUCUUGAAGUGGGUGGGAAUGGCAGGAAGAUGAUUUGGCAGGGGGUUCCGAGAAGCAUUAGAGAUAGCCACCGAAAAGUUCGUGACAGUUUCGAUGGUCUAAUCAUCCAACGAAAUAUGGCUCUUUUCUUUUCCGGGGGAGACCGAAAGGAAUUGAAACUUAGGGUAACUGGUAGAAUUUGGAAAGAACAGUGACUGGAAUUUCUCAUUUCAGCUUCUCUUCAAAUUGUAAUUUGGUAGUUUAGGAGGCAAGUCUUUUCUGUCUGCUGGUCAUGUAUUUUUGGAAUUUAGGAAGCAAUGUCUCUUUGCUUGUCUAUCUAUAUAAAUGGGUGGCAAGGCAUCCGUCUUUUCUUCUCA